Molecule: messenger RNA, 2718 nt
Organism: Gigantopelta aegis
Lineage: Eukaryota; Metazoa; Mollusca; Gastropoda; Neomphalida; Peltospiridae
Product: protein SGT1 homolog
Exons: 11
Coding region: 31-1068 (345 amino acids)
Biological process (GO): protein stabilization
Molecular function (GO): protein-folding chaperone binding
Source: RefSeq, a predicted model, not a curated record
CUCGUUUUGCCGUCUUGAAGUUUCUAGAAAAUGGCGGAUAUAUUUAGUAAAGCAAACGAAGAAUUCGUCAACGAGAAUUACAAAAGAGCUGUAGAGUUGUACACAGAAGCCAUUGAUGCAGAUGGAAGUAGAGACGAAUUCUUCUGUAGUCGAGCUCAGGCUCACAUAAAGCUUGAGAAUUUUAAUGAAGCGAAAGAAGACUGCUGCACAGCUUUGUCUUUAAAUUCCAAAUCAUCUAAAGCAACAUUGAGGAAAGGUGUUGCCUUAUUUAACUUAGAAGAUUACCAAAGUGCUUUGGAUGCAUUUAAAGAAGGGCAGAAAUUGAAUGAGACUGACAGUUCUUAUGACAGCUGGAUAAAAAAGUGUGAAGAGAAGAUGAAAUCCUUGUCCAUGGGUGACGACAGUAUUAAACUCCAAAGCCAGGUGCCUGUACCCAGUGAGCCUCCGACGGAACAUAAACCAGUGCCAAUUCUACCCAGUGUCAGGCAUGAUUGGUACCAAACCCCAACACAUGUUGUUAUUACUGUUUUGCUGAAGAAUGUCAACAAGGACAGCUUAGUUUGUGAUAUCCAAGAAAAUAGUUUAAGUGUGAUAGUGAAAAGACCGGAUCUGGAGGAUUACAGUCUCCAGUUGCAUCUCGCCCACACUGUUGUACCACAACAGUCAACAUACAAAGUCACACCUUCUAAGAUUGAAAUCAAAUUGAAGAAAAGUGAGGGGUUACAAUGGACAAAGUUGGAAGGUGAUGGACAGAACACUGAAAUAAAAUCAUUCACUCAAGAUGCGCAAAGAUAUCCGUCAUCAAGUCACUAUACGAGGAACUGGGACAAGCUGGCGAAAGAGGUGGGUGAGGAAGAGAAGAAUGAGAAGAAAGAAGGAGACGCUGCAUUAAACUCUCUCUUCCAGCAGAUUUACUCAGAUGGGUCGGAUGAGGUCCGGAAAGCCAUGAUUAAAUCUUUUUAUGAAUCAGGAGGAACAGUACUUAGUACGAACUGGAAUGAAGUGGGAACGGAAAAAGUAGAUGUUAAACCACCAGAUGGCAUGGAGUUCAAGAAGUGGGACAGUUAAAAACAAUGUGAUUGUUACUUCACCAAGGCCAAGUCUGCAGAUCUGUCAUUUUAUAUCUAUAGUCCGUCCCGUUCAAUCAUCCUAGAAAAAUAGUUUUUUUGGUAAAUAAUUUCAGUUUUGUUUGACAUAAGAAACGUAAAAGUGUUUUGGAAAUGCAAAAAAAACCACAACUAUUUUUGUGUCCAAUUUAGAAAACAGUCGUCUCCGUAAUAAAUAACUUGUGGUAAAUUCCAUAACAUGAAAAAAGGCAUUCCCUGUGGGACGGACUAUAGAAAAUAUCAUUUUUAUUGUAACCAGUUACGUUGACUCAUGAAAGUUAUAAUUUCUUGUUUCAACUACCGUAAUGUGUGCAAUUUAAUUGAUUACAGUUAUUUUUAGAAUUCACAUUAAAAUCUAACAUUAGUAGAAAAAUGGCGUUGAAAGAUGGCAAAUAUUGUUUCAUUAACUUAUUACACUGUAUAGUAGAUAACAACAGUGAACAGAUAAUUGCUUUAUUAGUCUGUCCGUCCAUUCAUAUGUUCCACAUAGUUUUCCAGACUUUUUUUUUUAAUAAUGCCUCCAGAUAUCUAAUUGAAUUUCAUUUUGGUAUAGCUUUAUCACAUAGAUUUACUGAUCAUGUUUGACUUUCAUGAAGAUUGGCACGUUUUUGACAGAGUUAUGGCCUUGAACAGGAGAUAUGAAAAUUUGUUGGGCCUGGUAGGGGACAUGUAUUGCUUUAGCAGUACUCUGAGAAUGCUUGUUUAUUAACAGAUUGUUACAAUAUUCAAGGUGUAAAAACUGCCAAAAACCACCAAAAACCACCAACAAGAAUAGUGUGUUAUAAUCGGUUGAAUCAAGAAGGACAACGUUACGAUUUCACCAACAGGGAAUAAUCUUUAGAAACUUUCUGCUGAGCUUUAGGACAUCAUCAGCAUUAGAAAAUAUGCUUAUUUUGUGACUGAAUUUCCUAUUAAACAUGGCAACAGUUGGUUGAUGUUGUUUACUGUUACGAAAUUAGUGUUGAUUUUGAUUCUCGCAUACUGGAUUGUUGUCUAAUGUAUAAGAUUACGUUUUUUUCAAGACAUAUUGGGGCCGAAUUUACGAAGCCUAUUUUUCAUAAAAGCCGGUGUUUAAGCAUUGUAAAUACAUGUAGUUAAAUGUGUGUAAGUCCAAAACAGGUUUUGUAAAUUUGGCCCAUUAUUUUUACUGGAAACCGAAAAAUUUAAUUGAUUCACAAAGCCAUGACGACUCAAGCGGACAAUUCUUAACAUGAACUGUAACCAGACAGCAUUAUGAUUGCCUGAUUGUGAAGGAGAGACAAUUUGGGGAAGUUCCAGAAUAGUUCGUAUGGGGGUUGUCUGAUAGUGGUAGGUCAUCACUAUUCCUUUAUGCAUACAUGUACAUGGUUUCAAUUUUAAAAACGAUUUAGUAGAUGGUUGAUAUAUUCAAAUAUUGCCUCCCCAUGCAGUCAAUUCUGGAAAAGCCCAAGAGGGAAAAUAAAUGAGUAACAAUAACACAUUUAUGUUUAUUCAUGUUUCACACAGGUCCAAUUUCAACAUGUAGGCAGUACAUAUCUUCCAAACCUGUAAAUGUGUCCAAAUUGAACAUAAAGGUUCAGCUUGAUGACAUUGUGUUUUGUGUAUAAAAAUAAAGUGAUUCUUAUUAAUGCUA